AUGCAUUUCUCAUCUGUCGCUACGUGCCUCGGUCUGGCUGGUCUAGCCCAGGCACAUAUGGAGAUGAUUUACCCUCCCCCCUUCAAGUCCAAAUCCAACCCCAACGCUGGCAGCGAUGUCGACUACAGUAUGACCGCCCCUCUCGAUGCAAGCGGCGCCAACUUUCCUUGCAAGGGCUACCACUCCCUCUUUGGUACUAAGGAGGGUGCCUCGGUCGCAGACUGGGCAGCCGGCGGUUCCUACAACAUGAGCAUCACCGGCGGUGCUAACCAUGGUGGUGGCAGUUGCCAGGCUUCCCUUUCCUACGACAAAGGAAAGUCUUGGAAGGUCAUCCACUCAUACAUUGGCAACUGUCCUGGUGCUGGUACCACCACCUUCGACUUCAAGGUCCCCAGCGACGCUCCAUCCGGCGAGGCCAUCUUUGCCUGGUCGUGGUUCAACCAGAUCGGUAACCGUGAGAUGUACAUGAAUUGCGCUGCCGUCACUAUUGGUGGUGGCUCUGGCAAGCGAGCAGACGCCAUGAGCAACCGCCCUGAGAUGUUCGUUGCUAACGUCGGCAACGGUUGCACUACUGAGGAGUCGUCUGAUCUCGAAUUCCCCGACCCUGGUCCCGAUGUGACCAACGACUCCCAGAAGACUGCUGGCCCCAAGGGUACUUGUGGUAAGGCAGGAUCCGGCAGUGGUUCCGGCUCUGGUGGUGGUAACAGCGGUGCUGCCCCUAGCACUCCCGCUAACGGCAACAAUGGUGCUGCUCCAAGUGCUGUCCCUACUCAGACUCAACCCGCUGCUCAACCUUCAUCCCCUGCCGCUCAGCCAUCAGCCCCAGCUGCCAGCGCCCCUUCAGCGUAUGUACCCUCUCACUCUUCUAUUGUUAAUGCCCCUGACUCACAAAUCCAUAGUCCUGGUGGUGUUUUUGUCACUGUCUCUCAGCCUGCUGAGGCUACUGGUGCCCCUGCUUCUUCAGCUCCCGCCGCAACCAGCACUCUCUUGACCAUGACCAAACCUGCUGCUGGAACUGGCGGUCAGCCUGUUCCUACCAGUGUCGGUAGCCCUGAGCCUGCCCCUACCACCCCCACAGCUCCUGGCUCUGGCUCCGGUUCUGAAGAGACUGCUGGUGCUGCAUGCAGUGACGAGGGCGCCUGGAACUGCAUUGGUGGAACCAAGUAUCAGCGUUGCGCUUCCGGCCGCUGGUCUGUUGUUCAAUCUAUGGCCGCUGGUACAACCUGCUCUGGGAACAAGAGCUCGGCUAUGGCCUUUGGUUUCGGUCGCCGACUCGCCAUUCGAGGUCGCAAGGUCUAA
This is a messenger RNA of Fusarium tjaetaba, 1299 nucleotides long. RefSeq names its product spore coat SP96 precursor. The transcript has a single exon. Lineage: Eukaryota; Fungi; Ascomycota; Sordariomycetes; Hypocreales; Nectriaceae. Bases 1 to 1299 code for a protein of 432 amino acids. The record is from RefSeq and is a predicted model, not a curated record.